Messenger RNA from Phytophthora infestans T30-4, 1935 nucleotides. RefSeq lists its product as uncharacterized. Bases 1 to 1935 code for a protein of 644 amino acids. The transcript has 3 exons. NCBI's taxonomy places the organism in Eukaryota, Oomycota, Peronosporomycetes, Peronosporales, Peronosporaceae. The record is from RefSeq and is a predicted model, not a curated record.
AUGACAAUCACAACCCGAUCAAAACGCGUGUCAGCAUUUGGAGCCGAUGGCCCCACGCCAGCCGCCGUCGCACCCGGGUCGUACACCCCUGAGCAGUUCAUCACGAGUUUUGGCAUUCAGGCUCGACGUCCACUCUUCUCCAGUUUUGCCACAACUGAGAAGCGAAACCUUAACGAGAACAAGACGACGUCCGCGACCACACCUGGCCCCGGAGCAUACCUUGACGAAUCGCGCAACCAACGCGGUUCUCCGCCGUCGAAUGUCUUCGCUUCUAAAAUCGCUCGCUUUGCGCCAAGUGCACCGGGAUCCACCGUUUUUAGUGCGUCUAGCGUCCAGGACAAUCCUGGUCCAGGCAGCUAUCUACGUCCGUCCUCAUCACCGCCGUCCAACAACCAACGCGAGCACCAACACCAAUGGCCCCGCAAGUUCGCACAUUUAAUUAAACCGUCGGUGCCUGCUAUUCCACAGCGACAACAAAGCUACGGGUAUGUACAGGUAGGUGUGGAGCUUCAAAGACAAUCUGCACCUGAAAAAAUCUACUCUGGUGUCGGGGACGACACAGUGGGGCCCGCUGCUUACAGUAGACACAACUUGAUCUGGAAUGAAAAGAAGAACGGUGCUCCUUCGCUCAAGUCCACCGCAAAACGUGAAGUAUGGGAGGAGAACAAGAGACUUACAAGUCUACCGGGUCCUGGUCAGUACGACACCGACUCCGUCUCCGGAAUAUCAAGGGUCACUGCAACACCACAAACAAUAUCGGCUCCAGAGGGCCAGCGACCACGAAUUGGUGCGCGGCGUAGUCGACAUCAAAGUACUCGACAGAGUGCUGUCUUUGCGUCCAAGGUGCCUAUUCUUCAAGUACCGAAGCCUGUUGGAGUGUACGACCCCGAACGAGAGCAGGAACUUCUCGCCAAGGAAGAGCGAGCUGAACGAUAUCGCCAAGAACAAAACAGAUUUGGUGGCUAUGGUGUUAAGACGGAAGCAUUUGGAUCUACUACAGGUCGUACGGAACUGACAUCGCACAUUACUACCCCCUUUAGAAACCCUUCGUACACUACGACACCAGGUCCUGGCAGAUACGGCACUGCUCGCUCGAAUCCUUUAUCAAAACAACUUGGGAGGAAAGCAAGCGGGGCUUCGAUUCCGCAUCACCGAGCCGAAGGAGUAGGCUUUUCGUGUGCUACAGAGCGACCAUGUCUUGCUCGUACAAAGACACCUUCAGCUCCAGGUCCCGGAGCAUACAAGAGCGAGACUCCGCGGUCGCUCACUCAAUCCGUCAAAGGAAAACUCUGCAUCGGGAGAAACGGAGUCUUUGGGACGACAUCAGAACGGCAGGUCUGGGAUGAAAACGAGUUCACUCCGGGACCUGGGGCCUAUUCCGAGUCGGGAUCUUUCGACACAAAGCAUUAUUUGAAUUCGGCUGCAUUCAAGUCUGGCUCAACUAGAUUUUCGAAGAAUGCCCCAUCUCAAGCCCCACCUCACGUACAUUGUGUCGGCGAUCAGGCUACUCCAGCCGUGGGGCAGUACAACGUCUCUAAGGGGUUUUCAGCUGUGUCUGAAGUCGCAUCCUCAUCGGAUGCCACAGAAUUUCUAUCCCCUCGUGUACCAUUCCUGUCGACGCAAGAACGAUCCGUGUUCGAUACGAGAGAUGUGUGCGAUCUUCCUGGUCCAGGGGCGUAUAAGGACAGUGCCGAGGAUACGGGAGCCUACACGAGAUCAAGAGAUCUCCGCUUGACAGUCGGGAAUGAAGCUCGGUUCCGUGUGAAGCCGACGGUGCCUGUGACUGUCGGGCCUGGAGCUUAUUCCAUCCCCGGCACAGUUGGCACCAAGAGCUUCAACGUGACCAUGACCCCAAAGGAUAUCAGCAAGCCAGGUCCAACACGAGCUCGAGGCUCCCCCACUCAGAGAAACUCCCCACGCACAAUGAUACACUAA